Messenger RNA from Colletotrichum graminicola M1.001, 219 nucleotides. RefSeq lists its product as uncharacterized. The transcript has a single exon. The record is from RefSeq and is a predicted model, not a curated record. Bases 1 to 219 code for a protein of 72 amino acids. NCBI's taxonomy places the organism in Eukaryota, Fungi, Ascomycota, Sordariomycetes, Glomerellales, Glomerellaceae.
AUGGCGACUAAUGCAACGGACGGCUCGCAGAUUGUGCCUGGUCUAGACCACUUUGUGCCCGCUAGCCGCAUCAACUUCGCUGAUGGCUUAAAGAUCAAGGAGCACCUUGAUGCUGGUGGACCUGUUAAGUCUCACUUCCAGCAGACUCGGAUAGUGGAGGAGCGCACCACUCAGAACGUUCUUGUUGAGACUUUCUUGUUGAGACUGAGGCCCCGGUGA